GUUCAAAAACUUGCGGCCCUCACACACUUGCACCGGCUCUGCCCCACGCACUAAUAUAUAUAUAUAUAUAUACAUGCGUAAACCCAUCUUCACGUUCUUCAUACAUAUCUUUCUUGUUUGCUUCCCAAGUCUCUCGAAGCAUCUUUCUUUCUCUUCCUGCAGAAGCUAUCCGUGUUACUUGUUCCCAAGUCUCCAACAAGCAAAGUACAUGGUUGAUUUGGAAAUCCAGGUCCCCAGCGCAUUCGACCCGUUUGCCGAGGCGAGAGAAUCAGAUGCCCCCGGGGCAAAGGAGUAUGUGCACAUACGAAUUCAGCAGAGGAAUGGAAAGAAGAGUCUGACAACAGUGCAAGGGCUGAAGAAGGAGUUCAGCUACGAGAAGAUCCUCAAGGACCUCAAGAAGGACUUCUGCUGCAACGGGACUGUGGUGCAGGACAAGGAGCUUGGCAAGAUUAUCCAACUCCAAGGCGACCAGCGCAAGAACGUAUCCCAUUUCCUCGUUCAGGCCGGUCUUGUCCGGAAGGACCAGGUCAAGAUUCAUGGUUUUUGAUUUAACGAUUGGUCUUGUUUAUGUUGUGGUAGUAGUAGUAGUAAUUUGAAGUUGUUGAGUUUUGAAAAGUUUGGAUUGUUUCUUUUGUUUGAUGAGUGGUGUUGGAAUAAGUUUGGUUUGGUUUUCCAAUUUUUAAUGAUUGGAUUUCAUGGAUGUUGUUAGUGAACUUGAAUUGCUCAAGAGCAAGUUGAAUAUAAUAAAUGAUGAUUUGGUUUUUCAGAA
Glycine soja is the source of this 769-nucleotide messenger RNA. RefSeq names its product protein translation factor SUI1 homolog 2-like. The record is from RefSeq and is a predicted model, not a curated record. Lineage: Eukaryota; Viridiplantae; Streptophyta; Magnoliopsida; Fabales; Fabaceae. Gene Ontology annotation, molecular function: translation initiation factor activity; RNA binding. The transcript has 2 exons. The coding region runs from base 74 to 547 and encodes 157 amino acids. Gene Ontology annotation, biological process: translational initiation.